UCUCAUUUUCGCAUGGCAUCGCUCUUUGCCUGAAUCAGCGAACAGUGCAGUGCAAAAGUGGCGUUUUUCGCAUUUCAAUUGUAAUUUUCCGGUGUAAAUCGUUUGCCAAUCGGAACAAAUUUACGCUAAACUUUGAGUGUAACUGGUGAAAAAUAGUUUCCGCGCGUUUGCAUCCAGUGAAACGUGUUAUUUGAGGAAGAAAAAUCGUUUUGAAAAAUUCGCCGUAUCGAUUUUCACCGGAGGCUUCUUGAUUGAACGGCAUCAUGGCGGCGUCCAAAGAUAUCAAAUCGUUCUUCUACGAAUGGUGCCAGAAAGGGAGCUUUACGCCCUCGUUUGAAGUGCGCCCGACCGGUCCCAAGAACCGGCAGCGUUUCCUGUGCGAGGUGCGAGUCCCAUCGGAGGCCUACGUCGGUGCCGGUAAUUCCACCAACAAGAAGGACGCCGAACGUAAUGCUGCCCGGGACUUUGUCAACUACCUGGUCCGUACGGGAAAGGUUGCCUCCUCGGAUGUCCCGUCGGAAUCCGACAAUGGCGUCGGUGGCGGCGAUGGGGGUGAUUCUGCUCCUGCCUCCGGAGGACCGCCUUCGCUUAUGAACAUAAAUCCGGCCAGGGUGUUCCAGAGCGGUUUCGGCCCCUCGGACCUUGGUCAGGCUUACCGGCCGUUCAUACGUGACAACACGUACACUCCCUCGAAGGAGGAACUGGCCGAGCAGGAAGCCAUCAUGGAGUCGGCGGAAUCGCUUGACGUUAACGCCGGAAUCCACGGCAACUGGACCAUUGAAAAUGCCAAGGCCAAGCUGAACCAGUGGCUGCAGAUGAACAGAAUGAACCCGGACUAUAAAUACACCGCCGUCGGUCCAGACCAUGCAAGGAGCUUUAUGGCCGAAAUGACAAUCUACGUCAAGCAACUGAGCCGUAACAUCACCGGUCGCGAGUCUGGCUCGAACAAGCAAUCGGCCAGCAAAUCAUGCGCCCUGUCGCUGGUGCGUCAACUAUUCCAUCUGGGCGUCAUCGAGGCCUACGGGGGCAACCUGAAAACGGCCAAGAACGCGGAGCAGUUGAAGCCCUUCCCGGUUCGCAUUACGCAACAGCUGGAGCAGCGCAUUGAGCAGUGUCUGCAAGACGUUGAAAUACAACCGGUCAACAUCGAACGGAAGGGCGAUCCCAGCGAACCGGUCAGCCUGUUGCACCCGUCUGACGACGUGCACUAUAAGCCGCAAACGGUGAAUCUGAACCAGCAGGCGUCGGUCAUUCCGUGGUCUCCUCCGGUGCCGAACUGGAACCCGUGGACUGCUUGCAACAUCGACGAAGGCUAUCUGGCCACGGCUACGCUGGACCAGUUGAGUGAGGAUUUGAUGAACGCCGCGCGGGAACGUGCCCAACAGGACAAGGAAUUGCAGGAGCGUAUGCGAGCACGCUCGGAACUUCCCAUCGCAGUGAUGCGAAACAGAAUCAUGGAGGCGAUCAAUGAACAUCCGGUUGUGUUGAUCCGGGGUAAUACCGGUUGCGGCAAGACAACACAGAUCGCGCAGUUCAUCUUGGAGGAUUACAUCAAUUCCGGACAGGGAGCGUACUGUAACGUUGCCGUGACUCAGCCUAGAAGGAUCAGCGCCGUGAGUGUGGCCGAGCGAAUUGCCAACGAACGGUGCGAGAAUCUGGGCGAGGCGGUUGGUUAUUCGGUGCGAUUUGAGUCCGUUUUGCCAAGACCGUACGGUUCGAUCAUGUUCUGUACGAUUGGUGUUCUGUUGAGGAAGUUGGAAGCUGGAUUGCGAGGUGUUUCGCACGUCAUUGUGGACGAGAUUCACGAACGUGACGUCAACAGCGAUUUCAUUCUGGUCGUCUUGCGCGAUAUGUUGCACACUUAUCCGGAUCUUCGUGUGAUUCUCAUGUCAGCUACUAUCGAUACCACGCUGUUCUCCGAUUACUUUGGAAACUGUCCCUGUAUCGAAGUCGUGGGACGUACCUUCCCCGUUGAUCAAUACUUUUUGGAAGAUUGUAUUCAGUUGGUGAACUUUGUGCCACCAAUAGACAACAGGAAGCGUAAGCGUGGCGGAAACGGUGGAAAGGAUGACGACGAAGAUGGCGGCGAAGAUGCCACGGUUAAGAUCACUGGCGAAGCGGACACUUCCAAUCUGAACAUGGUGAUUGACGAGCACAAGUAUUCUGUUCAGACGAAAAACGCCAUGGCUCGUCUUUCGGAGUCGGAAGUUUCGUUCGAGUUGAUUGAGUCACUGCUGAACUUCAUCGAGGCACAGAACGUCCCGGGAGCUGUCUUAGUGUUCUUGCCGGGCUGGAAUCUGAUCUUUGCGCUGAUGAAGUACCUCCAGAGCAAACCGCAAUUCAGCGGUUCUAAGUGCAUCAUUUUGCCGCUACAUUCGCAAUUGCCACGCGAAGACCAACGGAAGGUGUUUGAUCACUUUGGAAAUGUCCGGAAGGUCAUUCUGGCCACGAACAUUGCCGAAACAUCGAUCACCAUCGACGACGUUGUGUACGUGAUCGAUGUGUGCAAGGCAAGGAUGAAGCUGUUCACGUCGCAUAACAACAUGACCAGCUAUGCCACGGUUUGGGCCGCCAGAACCAACUUGGAGCAAAGAAAGGGUCGUGCCGGUCGUGUCCGUCCCGGAAAGUGCUUUACCCUCUGCUCGCGCGCCCGCUUCGAUAAGCUGGACGAACACAUGACUCCGGAAAUGUUCCGUACCCCGCUGCACGAGUUAGCCCUGAGCAUCAAACUGCUCCGGCUGGGUUCGAUUGGACAGUUCCUUUCCAAGGCCAUCGAACCACCGCCACUGGAUGCCGUCAUCGAAGCCGAAGUGAUGCUCAAGGAGAUGAAGUGUUUGGAUGAGCGGGAAGAAUUGACUCCGUUUGGGCGCAUCCUGGCUCGUCUUCCCAUCGAACCGCGUCUGGGCAAGAUGAUGAUCCUCAGUACUUUGUUCGGAGUGUGCGAUCCGGUUUCCACGAUGGCUGCCUUUUCGGGAACGUUCUCGGAAAUUUUCCAACUGGACGUUGGACAGCGCCGUUUGAUGACCCACCAGAAGGCACUGAGUGGAAAGAGGAAUUCCGACUAUGUUGCCAUGUUGACUGCUUAUCGGAUGUGGGGCGAGAAGCGUCGCCGCGGCGAGGAAGCGGAAAUCCAAUUCUGCGAAUGGAAGGGACUGCAGCUGUCGACGCUCCGCGUCAUGUCGGAAGCCAAGCGCCAACUGUUGGAACUGCUAUCGCAGGCUGGGUUCCCCGAAGAGACCAUGGUUGAGAUGGGCUUCGAUCAAAACGAUGACGAUCCCCGCCUAGAUAUGGCCCUGUCGUUGCUCUGCGUUGGUCUGUACCCGAACGUGUGCGUCCACAAGGAGAAACGUAAGGUGCUGACCACGGAAUCGAAGGCCGCUCUGAUCCACAAGACUUCGGUCAACUGCAGCAACCUGCAGGUGACUUUCCCGUAUCCGAUGUUCGUGUUCGGGGAGAAGAUUCGUACCAGAGCCGUGUCCUGUAAGCAGAUGUCCAUGGUUUCCCCGAUCCAUAUCCUGCUGUUCGGAAGCAAGAAGGUGGAAUGGGUCGACAACAUGGUUCGCAUCGAUAAUUGGAUGAACUUUGAAAUGGAUCCCCACCAGGCUGCGCUGAUUGUCACCCUGCGUCCAGUGCUGCAGGAUCUUUUGAUUCGGGUGUCCGAAAAUCCCGAAGAAGCCAACGCGCUGGAAGAACGCUAUCAAAACCUAAUCGAUGUGGUUAAAGAUCUGUGCGUGUUCAAUGCAGGUGAUGAGGGAAUUCAGCGAGAAACCGGUUUGACACCCUUGGACCAGGCGCGAUCGAAUGCGAAUAAGUUCCCACGUUCGGAUAAUGGUGGUGGUAACCGCUUUGGUGGUGGCGGUGGUCCUCGUUUCAACAGUAAUGGCGGAAGCGGUGGAUUUGGUGGAAACCGCGGAGGAUACGGAGGAAACAGCGGAGGAUUUGGAGGAAACAGAGGAGGAGGUUUCGGAGGAAACCGAGGGGGUUUCGGAGGUAAUCGGGGAGGCUAUGGCGGCGGUGGCUAUGGCGGUGGUGGCCGACGUUGGUAAUCUGCAAGCACCUUGGUAGGAAACCCUUCCACAUGAUUCCAAUGUUCAAAUGACGCAGUUUUAGACGCGAGCGGAGUGAUUUUGAGAGCAGUAGAGCGACGCUUUGAAUAAUUGACUAACUUAUCAACUUCUUAAUUUUAAGUGAUCUUUUCUCAUAAUAGUGGAACUAGUAGUAGUGGAUCCUGUAGCAUUUGGAUAGCUUAAAAGUAUCCAUAUUUGUAAUUUGUCUUGAUGCUUGAAUUUCAUGGCGACGUGCCGAAUUAUGGCAUUUAUGAUAACUGAGACAUGAAUAUAAACAUAACCAAAUAACAUCAA
This is a messenger RNA of Aedes aegypti (yellow fever mosquito), 4361 nucleotides long. RefSeq names its product dosage compensation regulator (gene mle). Gene Ontology annotation, biological process: positive regulation of transcription by RNA polymerase II; regulation of mRNA processing. The coding region runs from base 264 to 4046 and encodes 1260 amino acids. Gene Ontology annotation, cellular component: ribonucleoprotein complex; intracellular anatomical structure; nucleolus. The transcript has 6 exons. The record is from RefSeq and is a predicted model, not a curated record. Gene Ontology annotation, molecular function: 3'-5' DNA helicase activity; double-stranded RNA binding; ATP binding. Lineage: Eukaryota; Metazoa; Arthropoda; Insecta; Diptera; Culicidae.